AUGAACGCCUACGCCUCACAGUACCCGCCGGCUAUUGCGAUUGAUCCUUCAUACAAGGAGUUUUUCCGCACCUUUUACGCCACAUCCGACACUCCAGAGGCGCACGAAGACUACGUCAAAUACUUCACCAAGGAUGCAACACUAGUCAUGGCUUCCAAAAUAGCAGUGGGCCGAGAUGAGAUCCUAGCCUUGCGCAAAGCCAUGUGGGAAACGGUCUCCAGCAGGGCGCACGCACCACUGAAGAUAUUUCCGUUUGGUUCAAACGCUAACGAAGUCAUGUUGUAUGGAACGGUAAAAUACGGCCUUAAGGCAGGGGGAGAGUCAAGUAAAGACUGGGCUGCAAGGGCGCACCUCGUUAAAGAAGAAGACGGCAAAGUGAUGAUGUGCUUCUAUCAAGUGUAUCUGGAUACAGCAGCAUAG
Molecule: messenger RNA, 420 nt
Organism: Bipolaris oryzae ATCC 44560
Lineage: Eukaryota; Fungi; Ascomycota; Dothideomycetes; Pleosporales; Pleosporaceae
Exons: 3
Coding region: 1-420 (139 amino acids)
Source: RefSeq, a predicted model, not a curated record